CUGUACGUUUCUAUCAAAUCAUCUGCGUGCACAUGAGUUGAGGGGGCGAGGCUUACCAGUGUAAGCUAUGCUGAAGCAAGAUGGCGAGCUUCAUUGAAAGAAUGUACCUACAACUUACGCUGGUGCUGUCUAUUUCCCUGGGUAUUAUACAAGCGGUGGAUCGCAGUAACUUCAAAACAUGUGAACAAAGUGCUUUCUGCAGUCGUCAAAGGGCGUUAAGGCCUGGUCAAUCAUCAUACAGAGCCUUACUGGACACUCUGGAACUCAGUGACUCCCGCCUCACACUGCAGCUCCUGAACAACAACAACAAGGUGCGAUUGCUGCUGGAGCUGUAUCGCUUGCAGGGAAACAUAACCAGAGUGAAGAUCAAUGAGCUGAAGCCCAUUAAGCCUCGAUAUGAGGUGCCAGAUGUUCUCAUUACUGACCCUCCAACUGAACCUAUGUCAGUGGUGGCCCAGGAUGAGCGAGGCGUUGUGCUGUCUCUGGGAGGGGUGGACCGGAGGCUCUAUGUGAACGCCCAGCCCUUCCGCUUGGACAUCAUGGAGGGGCCAAAGUUGGUGCUGUCCAUCAACUCCCGGGGCCUCCUAGCCUUCGAACAACUCCGAAUGCGCAAGGACACUAUUUCCCACAAAAUAACUAGCACAGUCGGUAGCAUGUGGGAUAAGAUCAAGAACGUUUUCUCUAGUAGCAAUGACCAAAAAGACACAGAGGAAGCUGGGAAAAAAGAGGACACAGAGAAGAUUGAAGACAAGGCGUCAGAAGGAGAGGAACAAGAAAUGGAGGUGGAUCAGCCAGGAAUGUGGGAGGAGACAUUCAAGUCCCAUGUGGACAGCAAGCCGAACGGUCCCUCCUCCAUCAGUCUGGACUUCUCCCUGCCUGGGGUGGAACACGUCUACGGCAUCCCUGAACACGCAGACAGCCUCCGGCUGAAGAACACAGAUGGAGGAGACCCUUACAGGCUCUAUAACCUGGACGUGUUCCAGUAUGAGCUCUUUAACCCCAUGGCUCUGUACGGAGCCGUGCCGGUCCUGUUGUCACACAACACCCACAGGACCACGGGUCUGUUUUGGCUCAACGCGGCUGAGACAUGGGUGGACAUCAGCUCUGGACAGGGCUCCGGGGAGGUCCCUCAGACAGACGUCCGCUGGAUUUCGGAGAGCGGCAUCAUCGACGUCUUCAUCAUGCUAGGACCACGACCGGCUGACGUGUUUUCACAGUAUGCUUCAUUAACAGGCACGCAGGCCUUCCCCCCUCUGUCUUCGCUGGCCUACCACCAGUCCCGUUGGAACUACAACGACCAGGAGGAUGUGGCGGCUGUGGAUCGGGGCUUUGAUGAACACGACAUCCCCUAUGACUUCAUCUGGCUGGACAUUGAGCACACGGACGGCAAACGAUACUUUACCUGGGACAAGAACAACUUCCCACAGCCCAAAGACAUGCUGCAAGGUCUCAUGGAUAAGAGACGCAAGAUGGUGACCAUAGUGGAUCCUCACAUUAAGGUGGACAGCAGCUAUAAGAUCCACAGUGAGAUUCGCUCCAGAGGCUACUACGUAAAAAACAAAGAUGGCGGAGACUACGAAGGCUGGUGCUGGCCAGGAAAUGCAGGUUACCCAGAUUUUACCAACCCUGAGAUGAGGACCUGGUGGGCCAGCAUGUUUGCUUAUGAUCAGUAUGAAGGCUCAAUGGAGAACCUGUACACGUGGAACGACAUGAACGAGCCGUCUGUUUUUAAUGGGCCGGAGGUCACCAUGCUCAAGGACGCCCUCCACGGGCCCUGGGAGCACCGGGACGUCCACAACCUCUACGGCCUCUACGUGCAAAUGGCGACAGCAGAGGGGCAGAUCCGGCGUUCCGGGGGUUUGGAGAGGCCGUUUGUCCUGUCAAGGUCCUUUUUCGCCGGAUCCCAGCGCUACGGCGCCGUGUGGACUGGCGACAACUCCGCCGAGUGGGGCCAUCUGAAGAUGUCCAUUCCAAUGUGUCUGAGCCUGGGUCUGGUGGGCAUCUCCUUCUGCGGAGCUGAUGUGGGGGGUUUCUUUAAGACUCCUGGGACGGAGCUGCUGGUUCGCUGGUACCAGGCGGGGGCGUACCAGCCCUUCUUCCGCGCCCACGCGCACCUGGACACGCCGCGGAGGGAGCCCUGGCUGUUCGGCCCGGACAACACGGCUCUGAUCCGCGAGGCUGUGCGCCAACGCUACGCCCUGCUGCCCUACUGGUACCUGCAGUUCUACCAGGCCCACCGCACCGGCCAGCCAGUCAUGAGGCCCUUGUGGGUGGAGUAUCCAGAGGAUGUGACCACAUUCACCAUUGAUGAUGGGUACCUGAUUGGCAGAGAUCUUCUGGUCCACCCCGUCACAGAUGAGGGGUCUAGGGGGGUCACAGUCUACUUACCUGGGAAUGGAGAGGUCUGGUAUGACGUCCACACAUUCCAGAGGCAUGAUGGAGCUCUGCACCUCCAUAUCCCCGUCACCAUGAGCACAAUUCCAGUGUUCCAGCGAGGAGGUUCCAUUAUCUGCCGGAAGAACCGCAUUCGCAGGUCCUCGUCCUGCAUGGAGAACGAUCCCUUCACCCUCUACGUGGCCCUGGACCCACAAGGCAACGCAGAAGGAGAGCUCUACGUAGACGACGGUCACACCUUUAAACACGAGACGGACCGGCAGUUCAUCCACCGGCGCCUACGAUUCACUUCCAACACCCUGUCAUCCAGUGACCUGUCUCCGGACUCCCAGUUCCCCACGGCCUCCUGGGUAGAGAAGGUGGUCAUCCUAGGAGCUCAGGAACCCAAGGCUGUUACCCUCACAUCGUCAGGUGGUGGGGAGUCUAGUGUGGAAUUUGAGUUUGACCCCGUCACGUUGGUGCUAACUCUUCGUAAGCCCGAUGUCAACGCAGGUGUUGACUGGACAUUACAGUUGCAGUAACAUAAGGCCCACGCACACCGAUGUCAGGAGGCAAAAUGUCUCUCAGACUUUUGGACAAACAAAAUGUAUAACUACACACACACACACACACACACACACACACACACACACACACACACACAGAUUGAAGAGAGUGGCUGGGAUUUGGAGCCGACACCUGAACAAAAUCUGAACAAGGAGCUGGUGAAGCUGAUCAGUGUUGGAGUGUGACACUCAGGACCAAUGGUGUUUAAAUGGGAGAAAUUCUGCACCUCAUUAGGAAAGUGAUUUAGGAUCUUCAAUAAAAAUUUUAAUUUUAAAAAACACAUACUGUUUUUUUUAGAUUGAACAAUUGAUUAUUUUUUCAAGUUUAUAAAUUACUUUUUACAGUGGUCAUCAAUAUGAAUAGACUGCACUGAAGACGUGACCUUUCGGACAGUAUGGAAUAGAUACUCGCCUGAUCUCAGGCUGGUUUUCCAAGACCAGGGGAGCAUUCAUCUAGAUGUAGUCUGGCACUGUCUAGCAGCUAGCAUCACCCAGUUGAGUAAUGACACUAAGGAUAUAUGUUUGAGGAAGCACUGGUCAAAGAUUAAUAUUGAUUAAAAUUAGAUUUUUCCUCAUUUGCAAAAGGUCUAUUGAUAAUUUUUGUCCAUGUAGAAGGGGGGUGAUUUAACUGAUUUGAAUUGAUGGUUGGAUGUCAGCAAUAAAACAACUAUUCCAAUUUGC
This is a messenger RNA of Esox lucius (northern pike), 3620 nucleotides long. Its product is annotated as neutral alpha-glucosidase AB-like. Gene Ontology annotation, cellular component: glucosidase II complex. Gene Ontology annotation, biological process: N-glycan processing; carbohydrate metabolic process. Lineage: Eukaryota; Metazoa; Chordata; Actinopteri; Esociformes; Esocidae. Gene Ontology annotation, molecular function: glucan 1,3-alpha-glucosidase activity; carbohydrate binding. The record is from RefSeq and is a predicted model, not a curated record. The coding region runs from base 81 to 2915 and encodes 944 amino acids. The transcript is spliced from 25 exons.